Oncorhynchus nerka (sockeye salmon) is the source of this 3299-nucleotide messenger RNA. Its product is annotated as splicing factor U2AF 65 kDa subunit-like. The transcript has 11 exons. Gene Ontology annotation, molecular function: poly-pyrimidine tract binding; pre-mRNA 3'-splice site binding. Gene Ontology annotation, cellular component: U2-type prespliceosome; U2AF complex; commitment complex. The coding region runs from base 237 to 1643 and encodes 468 amino acids. The record is from RefSeq and is a predicted model, not a curated record. Gene Ontology annotation, biological process: mRNA processing. Lineage: Eukaryota; Metazoa; Chordata; Actinopteri; Salmoniformes; Salmonidae.
UCUGCACACUCUUGGAAUGUUUGGCUACUCUCUCAUCUGGGUUUCUACUGUGUAGCUAUGUUUUAUCACUCUGUGGAAUGGGUAACGCAAGCAGUUUGCCGACUGGAAAAAUCCAUGGACCCGUCUACUACAGUACUGUGCAAUUACAGCUAGCUGGACUCUGGACAGCCAAGUCUGAUCCGUCAAGGCAGUCAGGCAGAUACAGAAUAUCAUCGGUUUAAAAUAUUGCAGUAAUCAUGGCUGAUUUUGAGGAAUUCGAAAAACAGCUGAGCGAGAACCGACAGGAGAGAGAGAAGGAGAGCCGCAAGAAGAGGAGCGGCAGUGGGUCUCAGAGCCGCAGUGAGAAACAUCGCAGCUGGAGCAAAGACCGGGGCAACCGGAGCCGAGAGAAGCGAAGCCGCAGUAGAGACAGGAAGAGCCGGGAGCAGAGGAGCACCUCGCGGGAUCACAAGAAGCACAGCUAUUCUCCACGAAGAACAAGGAGGAAACGAACCUGCAGAUACUGGGAUGUGCCUCCCCCUGGCUUUGAACACAUCACACCAUUGCAGUACAAAGCUAUGCAAGCGGCUGGGCAGAUACCCACAAUAGCCCUGCUGGCAUCAUCUGCCAUGAGUGGGUUGGCAGUAACACCCACCCAAGUGCCCAUAGUUGGCAGUCAGAUGACUAGGCAGGCUCGACGUCUCUAUGUUGGCAAUAUUCCCUUUGGAGUAACAGAGGAGUCCAUGGCAGAAUUCUUCAAUGCCCAAAUGAGGCUUGCAGGCCUAUCACAAGCCCCUAGCAUCCCUGUGCUUGCUGUGCAGAUAAAUCAGGAUAAAAACUUUGCAUUCCUAGAGUUCCGGUCUGUCGAUGAGACCACACAGGCCAUGGCUUUCGAUGGAAUCAUUUUCCAAGGUCAGUCGUUGAAGAUAAGACGACCACAUGACUACCGGCCCCUACCUGGCAUUUCAGAGCAGCCUGCUUUUCAUGUCCCAGGUGUCGUGUCCACAGUGGUACCAGACUCCCCACAUAAACUGUUUAUUGGAGGCCUACCCAACUAUCUCAAUGAUGAUCAGGUGAAGGAGCUCUUGACAUCAUUCGGACCACUCAAAGCUUUCAACCUUGUCAAGGACAGUGCCACGUCACUUUCCAAAGGUUAUGCCUUUUGUGAAUAUGUUGACAUCAGUGCGACUGAUCAGGCGGUGGCUGGGCUCAAUGGCAUGCAACUGGGUGACAAAAAGCUCAUCGUCCAGAGAGCAAGUGUGGGAGCCAAAAACGCCAAUCCGACUGCCAUCAUCGAGACCCCGGUGACGCUGCAGGUGCCUGGGCUGCAGGGACUUCAGAACUCUGGGCUGCCCACGGGGGUGCUGUGCCUGCUCAACAUGGUGAUGCCUGAGGAGCUGGUGGAAGACGAGGACUACGAGGAGAUCCUGGAGGACAUCAGUGAGGAGUGCUGCAAGUACGGCAGCGUGCGCUCCAUCGAGAUUCCCCGGCCUGUCGAAGGAGUGGAGGUCCCUGGCUGUGGCAAGAUCUUUGUGGAGUAUGUUUCUACUGCAGACUGUCAGAAAGCCAUGCAGGCCCUCACUGGCCGCAAGUUUGCCAACAGAGUGGUGGUAACCAAAUACUAUGAUCCAGACAUGUAUCACAGACAGGAGUUCUCAGGGUAGAGGGGAAACAGGAGGCAAUACAUGGAAUUAACUGGGACCUCCUCUUUCCUGCUUCCUCAAACCUGGUUUCAGCUCUUCAGUAUCGUGUGUUCUGUCUCCAGUAUUCACAGCUAGUACGUUGUAACCCUAUCCUCAUUUACUACAGUAGUACAGAUUUUUGGGGAAAAAUACUAGAUUUUUACAUGCGUCUUUUAGAUACUCUAACUGAUAUAUUACACCAACAAAAAAUAUCUGUGUGCAGUGAAUGAGUUUAGUCUGAAAUGUAUACAAAUAAAUAAAACCAUGCUAUUUGUGUAGGAUUCCCUUUGCCGAAGUAGUAUGAAUGUCAUGUGUACUUAGAUCUAAAACCAGACUGUAACAUAGCCAGUGUUGCUGUCUUUCUUAACUCUGUAGUCAAUGAGAUGAUACAAAAGUGAAAUGUUUAGAUUUCUAUUCUGAGCACAAGCUGUUUUCUUAUUUUGUCUCUUAACUUAAAGAAUUGUUAAGUCGAGAUGUACCUAUAUUUGAUAGCUAUCAUACUUUCACUGUGUGAUUCUGAGAAGUAACUAACAGUGAAAUGUUAUGGUAUACCCCCCAGAGUCAGAUGAACUUGUGAAUACCAUGUUUAUGUCUCUGCAUCCAGUAUGAAGGAAGUUAGAGGUAGUUUCACGAGCCAAGUACCAUAGACUCCCAGUCAUUGAGCUAACGCUAGUUAGCAACUUCCUUCAAACUGCAUGUAGAGACAUAAAAAUGGUUUCCACAAGUUCAUCUCACUCUAGGGAAGUAGAAAACAAAAUCCUAAAGUUUAAAACUCAAACACCUAAAACUUGUGUUAGAAAAACACUCUCAACACUAAUAAUUACAAACAGUGAACAAAACAAUUGUUUCAACAAAGUCAUGAUUUGGGCAUUUUCACAGCGGUUUAAACCCAUAACCUUGACAUUUUCACAGCGGUUUAAACCCAUAACCUUGACAUUUUCACAGCGGUUUAAACCCAUAACCUUGACAUUUUCACAGCGGUUUAAACCCAUAACCUUGACAUUUUCACAGCGGUUUAAACCCAUAACCUUGACAUUUGCAGAUUGUUUUGUGUUCGUGCUCUGGAUUAAGAAUGUGUCAUUUAGAUUGUAGCAUAAAAUUACAAGGUCACAAAAAUACCAUACUGGCCAUAGAAAUGGAUAUUAUGCAUAGUUUUUUGAAUAAGAAAUAUUUGGUCAUCCUACAGGAAAGGACGAGGAUAUUUUAGAAGAUGUGCUUUCAAUUGAUGUAAAUAAUGUAUGUGUUUUUGUUAUCUGAUGCUUUCGCAAUUGUAUGGAAGAAAAUUGGUUAAUUUAUUUUUACCCAAAGGUUUUUUAAGCUUCAUGAAAAUUGCAGACGUGAGUUGAUCCAACAUUGUCGUCGUAUGACAGUAAUUCAUAUGAUUCAUCAUUACAGUGAGACUACCGUUGAGUGUUUUAUUAUGUACUGUAUAUCACAUACGAUUACAACAAAAACAGUAUGCUUCAUUAUGGGUACAUUGGAAAUCAGCUUUCAACUAAAUAAAUGCAGUUCAUUGAUUCAAAAUAAUUAUAAAUACUGUUUUUGUAAAUGUGGUUUUGAAUGUGCCAAAUCUGAAAGCAUUUUUAUGUACACAUCUAACCUGCCACUGUCAUGUCUUGAAUAAAUGCCUGCAUCUUC